AUGCCCCCGGCCACACUGGCGGUGGCUAGCGGAGACGAUUAUGCAAGUCUCGAGAAGAACAGCCGCAUUGAGUUUUACCCCGCCCACGAAAUCGGGCAACACAUGCCCACUGCCGCGCUUUACUUUAGCGGGGAAAUCCUCACCAUGCUGGCCUAUGGGGACCGCCUCAUAGUGGCCCUUGCCGGUCUGGCGAGCGGGAGUGACAUCGUCUUCGUCUCCUGCAACUCAGGGGUCGCAAAGAAGGAGUUUGGCGCAGCCAAGGUCGGGCGCCGAGUGCACAAGUUCUUGGCCUACGAGGACCACAUUUUGGUUGCGUUGCAUUCCAAGUCCAUCCUGAUCUACCGGUGGCUAGACUUGCUUGCGGGCCGCUCGCCCCGCGGAAACCUCUCCCUUGGUGGUCGUAUGGUGGGAGACAUGACGAUCUUCAGCAAGACAAAACUGGUGGUGUCGAUCUCUCCUGGGUACCUCUACGUGUUCAGCCUGCCGGAAGCCUUGGAGGGCAGCAAGCAGCCGGACUUUGUGAUGUCUCCAAGCCAAGGGUCUCACAUCACGAGACUUUGCGAGAUCCCUGAGCUGGGCCUGGUGAUUGGGAGCUUCGACCAGAAGGUGCGAAUCUUCCGUGAAAAAGACCUUGCCACUGGAUCGUGUUUCAAGACCCUGGAGAUCUGCGAUUUUCCCCAGGAGAUGGUGGUGACGGCAGAAGGUUUCCUGGUCGUCGCUAGCUCGAACUUGCUGGAGGUCUUCGGUUGGAAGGCGAUGCUGCCAGGGACGAGACAAAGGCUGCCGUUCUUGUCGCUGCCGGUGCCGAGCAUGAUCAUCGGCUUGUUGCAGCUUCCUGGGCUGGGACUCGCUGUAAUCAGUCGUCUCCAUGUGCACAUCUACAGCCACGGCGUCAUGACCAAGGUUUCCAGGCCCUGGGCCCGACUUGAAGUUGAAGGCGCCUAUCUUCGCAUGAUGAAGCCGGUUACGGGGAACCUGCUGGUGACGAGCAGCCCGGGGAAGCCCCCUUCAGUCUUCAGCUAUGGGGGCGACGUCCUCGGAGCCUUCAGGUGGCAGGGUGACUUGAAGGUGGACGUGGGCGACCAUGUUGAUUGCAUCCAGGAGCUCGAGGAUGGCGUCAUUGCUGUGGGCCUCCAGAAAGGGGUGGGGCUCUUCAAUUUGUCCGCGAUCGAGGCUGAGCUGCCGCGCUUCAAGUUCCUGGACACAGACAAAGGCUUAUCGCGCCCGUUUUACUCCAUGUGCUACCACGGACAGAAGCUGCUGGCGGGAAGCAAUGACAAGGUCUUCGUCUUCUCUGACGUGUUUAGCGAUGACACCAGGACAGCCACAGCUUUGUUGCUUGGCGCCCCCCAAAUAUUGUCCGUGGCUUGUCUUGGGAAUGAUCAUUGGGCUGCCGGCGGCAACGAUGAGAAGAUACAGAUCUUGGCUGGGCCCCCUCUGGAAGUGGUGGCAAGGUUCUCAGUACAUGGCCCUGUGAGGGCGAUCAGGCUGGUGCAACAGCAUUUGCUGUGUGUCACAGACUCAAUGCUGACCGUGUUUGAGAAGACGGAGUCGGGUCUUCUGGAGCUGGCAUCGCUGGCCACCAACCACAUCGAGACCGCGGGCGGCUCCCUGGACUUCCUGUCGGGCGGUCUGUUGGUGGGACUUAUGCUCUACAGGGACGAAGCCGCCACCUCCACCUGCGCUGCCGGUUUCUUCUCCAAGCAGGAUCGCUUCUUCUGCGAUGAAUGCCCCACAGGGUGGCACUCCGUGGCUGGAGCAGGCUCCUGCGAGUACCCCGAGCCGCAGUUGAAGCUGAAAGUGCUUGGGAUCCUACUGUUGGAGCUGGCGGUGGCAAGCCUUUUGGCGAAGCAAAGUGGCAAGUUCUUUCUGGACAAGGAUGUGGGAUGGUCGUUGGCACCGGAGAAUCUUCCUUUGGCCCACUUGAUGCCCUACCUCUCGGUCGUCGUGGGCCCGGCGGCGCUGUGGGCUGCCUGGGCCUCGCAGCACCGGGCUUUCUUGGCGCUGGCGCCCGGGCUGACACUGGCGACGCUGGUAUGUCCCCGUGAGGAGACCCGCGGAGCUGCAGCAGUUUGA
Messenger RNA from Effrenium voratum, 2076 nucleotides. Lineage: Eukaryota; Dinophyceae; Suessiales; Symbiodiniaceae. The record is from the annotation of a GenBank genome assembly.